Molossus molossus (Pallas's mastiff bat) is the source of this 2031-nucleotide messenger RNA. It is a transcript of the gene BAK1, whose product is annotated as BCL2 antagonist/killer 1. Gene Ontology annotation, molecular function: protein heterodimerization activity; protein homodimerization activity. The record is from RefSeq and is a predicted model, not a curated record. Gene Ontology annotation, cellular component: mitochondrial outer membrane. Gene Ontology annotation, biological process: regulation of apoptotic process; extrinsic apoptotic signaling pathway in absence of ligand; intrinsic apoptotic signaling pathway in response to DNA damage. Lineage: Eukaryota; Metazoa; Chordata; Mammalia; Chiroptera; Molossidae. The transcript has 6 exons. Bases 247 to 882 code for a protein of 211 amino acids.
UUGGAGCCGGCAGCUGCCGGCUUCUCUAUGCUCUCCGAAGCCUCUUGGGUCCCCAGGACCGCACUGGGACGAGCAGAGGCCCUAUCCACACACUGGGACUUCACUGACACCCAUUCCUGGAAGCCGGCCUGGGCACCUAACCCUGGAGCCGCCCCUUGGGAUCACCAGCCUCGGCCCCACUGAGUCAUCCCGGGCCUAGGCCAGGGUCCGGGGAGGCUAACACUGCCCUCCACUGGGACCUGAACAAUGGCGUCUGGGCAAGGACCAGGCCCUCCCGGGCAGGACUGUGAAGAGCCUGCCCCGUCCUCCACUUCGGAGGAGCAGGUAGCCCGGGACACGGAGGAGGUUUUCCGCAGCUACGUUUUUUACCGCCAUCAGCAGGAGCAGGAGGCGGAGGGGGCGGCUGCCCCCGCUGACCCAGAGAUGGUCUCCUUGUCCCUAGAACCUGCCAGCACCACGGCACAGGUGGGUCGGCAGCUGGCCGUCAUCGGGGACGCCAUCAACCAGCGCUAUGACGAUGAGUUCCAGACCAUGUUGCAGCGCCUGCAGCCAACCCCCGAGAACGCCUACGAGUAUUUCACCAAGAUUGCCUCCAGCCUGUUUGAGAGCGGCAUCAACUGGGGCCGGGUGGUGGCUCUCCUGGGCUUUGGCUACCGCCUGGCCCUGUACGUCUACCAGCGCGGCCUGACCGGCUUCCUGGGCCAGGUGACCCACUUUGUGGUCGACUUCGUGCUGAAUCACUGCAUUGCCCGGUGGAUUGCGCAGAGGGGCGGCUGGGUGGCAGCCCUGGACCUGGGCAACGGCCCCAUCCGGAAUGUGCUGAUAGUUCUGGCUGUGGUUCUGUUGGGCCAGUUUGUUGUACGAAGAUUCUUCAAGUCAUGACCCCAGGAGGGGCCCUUUGGGGUCCCUGCUGAGAUAAGCCUUCUUCCCUUACCCCUUCCCCUACAGGGGUCCCUCCUCAAGAGUACAGAAGCUUUAGCAAGUGGGCACUCCAGCUCCGAAGGGCCCCUGCUUGGGGGUCAUUCAGGCUGCAGGGGCCUCCCAACAUUGCAUGGUGCUAAUGGGCUCCACUCUGGGCUCAGCUCUGUCUGCUGGGCUCUGAGGAGGUUGAUAACUUAGGGAAGGAAGAAGCUGGGAGAGACUUUUCCCUAAGAAGAUUUUCAUGGUUUUAGCUUUUUAUAAUACCCUUAGGAGGUAACCGCCCCCCUCAUUCCCAACACUCUGCCCCAAGCCAGGACAUCUGGGGUAUGGGGGUUAGGCCUACCCUGUGUUCCCCAGGAUUUAGCUGUUCUGAAAGGUCAGAGUUUGAGAGCUGGGCCUGGAGCCCAGUUCUGGCCAUUCUAAAACAUCAUGUCCCCCAGGAACAGGACUGGCUGGGGUUGGAGGCAAGGAUCUACUCAACUAUUCCCCCCAACCCCAUAUUGCCUUGGCAGGUGGACUCUCAGGGAUUUGGGGUGUAGGGUGAGGGUAUGUACCGGAGCCAUCUGAAUUUAUCCAUCAGGUCCCUGCAAACCUGUCUCCUGGGGUCCUCUGUUCUUUCCCUUCCCCACAACUUGCUCCUUAGGCCUUCAUUACUUGUGGGGGCUGCCUUCCCCGUCACUCCAGGUACAGGGCAGAGGCCUUGGGAGAGGGAGUGCUGAGGACCCCUCCUUGCUCAGACUAUAAGGUUUAGGACUGUGAUUUGUUACUGUCAGGGAAAGGGAGUAGGGAGCUCAUCUUGAGGUUUCUGAGAGAAGGCCUAUUAACAUCACUAGGUACCCCAAGGUUGGGAUCCUCCCCCAGUCUCAUCUGGGGUUGUGGAGGGGGAACUAUGAAUACUUGAACUCUACCCCCAAACCUCCACCCUCUACACUCAUCUGCCUAAGCCCCUCCUGUGGGUGGGGGGGGGAUGCCUUGUCUGUCUUGCACAACCUAGGGAUCUGAGAAGUUGUUGAUUAAGCCAAAUGCAGGGAGGGGAUGCAGAUGGAGCCCACUGGCCACCCCCACCGUCUGAGAGUGUCUGAAAAUAAACUGCCAUCCCCCCAUCCCACU